This is a messenger RNA of Pocillopora verrucosa, 3536 nucleotides long. The record is from RefSeq and is a predicted model, not a curated record. NCBI's taxonomy places the organism in Eukaryota, Metazoa, Cnidaria, Anthozoa, Scleractinia, Pocilloporidae.
UUGAUUCAAGGAAAAAGAUAAAGCCGGCUGAUCUUUCCUCCUCGACUCGCUAACUGUCUGAUGAACUAAAUCGAGAGACCUGCAUGGUAUGAAUGUAUCGAUUUAAGCUAUAAAUGAAGUUUGCUUAAAGAAAUUCUGCAUUUUAAUGAGCUGUAAUGGUUAUGAUGUUUUACAUCAUUGGGUGCAUUAAUAGUAAACGAGUACACUCCUUGUAUUCUCUCUUGGAGUUAAGAAAUAAGAGGUGUUGAUUUUUACAAAUUUUGACUAUUGGUGCUUACACACCGUCCUUAUAGUGUAGACGAAUCUUAUUGGGUUGCCAGUUGCUAAAUUGCAGUUUAUUACGAAUGCAUCUUGCCAAACAAUUAUCAUAUUUAGAACAGGUAAAUGAAAUUUAUUUAAUUUCCCAUUGAAAAAAGACGGAGAUAGAAAUCACUUAGAAGGAGGCUGAACUCGCUUUGCGAAAAUGAAAGCAUAGGACAAAUGCACGAAGUGCUUUUGAAGUGGUUUGGACGAGAUAGAUUCUUACCUACCGGCCAUCUCUAAGCGACGGAGGAUCGUCGCGGGAAACCAUUCACGCGGACUCCUACUUUUGAUAUUACCGACAGUUAUUAAAGGUACGUUCGUAGUUAAAUUUAGCUUUGAAUUAAACACAAUUGAAAGCCAUCGAACAGUGUUUGUGUAGGUGUUAAGUCACUUUGUUUGCAGACGUUCUUUAAUUAACAUUCGAACGAGCCGAUGUGACAACAAGGUUUAAAACGAAUUCCGCGGAAAUGAAACUUGGAUAACCUGAUAAGAUUGGCUAGCACCUAAUUGAGGACGAGGAACUUGGCUUGCUUUUUUUCGAUUGAUUAAGAAAAAGAAGAAAGGGAAAAGUUGUCAAUCUCAAUUUGUUCUUUCUACAGUACCUUGAUGGAUCAAAACUCGACGGCAGCAGCUGUAGAAGCUGGAAAAUAAGAUAUUUUUAUCAUUGCUUUAUUUUCCUUUUCUCUCUAGUUUGUUUUUAAGAGGUCUGGAUUAAAACAUGACAAGUGUUCCUCGAAUUGUGAGCAUUUUCUCCAUAUUUAUUAUGGCCAUGACAACUUACAUUCUGGCAGACAGUGAAUGCCCGGAUGACAGUAACACAACGCCCCGUGACUCAGAAGGAUGCCCGAUUGGAAACAUAACGGUUGCAAUGUUCCUUUCUCCUCCGUACCUUCUGGAGAAAGACGGAAGCGACAACGGAACUCAAGGAAAUCCUUAUGGCAUUGUUUUCGACUACAUUGACGAUACUUUGUUGGAAUGCUGCCAUAAUAAGACAGAAUUCGUCACGACAAAUGACGAUAUAUUGAAAUCUGACAUAAUCUUUCCUGUCAGUGAGAGCGAUGAAACCAAUCUAACUUUCUCAGGUGUUUCUUAUACCUUCUAUGAUAUCGUCAAGGUGGAUGGUUUUGUGCUCAUUGGCCUCAUUGAUCAGUACAACGCCAAAGCAAGAGGCUUGGUGUUGAGGUCUUUGUACGACUCUUGGCCAAUUUUUGCGUUAACCUUUCUCCUCACUGGAAUUGCCGGAAUUUUCAUCUGGGCGCUGGAAUACUACGUGAAAAACGAAGAAUUUUCUUUGUCCUUUACAAGAGGUUCUUAUGAUGGAUUUUGGUGGGCUUUCAUCAGCAUGACAACUGUUGGAUACGGAGACAAAAGUCCAAGAUCGUUUUUUGGUCGUUUGUUUGGUGUGUUCUGGAUUCUCAUUGGCUUAGUCGUAAUCACCAUGUUUACCGCUACUGUGACGUCAGCUCUCACUCACAGCUCCUCGCCGGACUUUAUCAAUGCACUGGAGGGGUUAAAGGUGGCCGUGCUUAAUGGCAGUUUUGCUGAGGCCGAGGCAACCUACCUGGGAGCAAUAUCCAGUCCGUACCCUGAAUUUGAAGACAUGCAUGCUGCUAUGGUUAGAGAAGAGGUAGAGGGCUUGUUCAUGGAGAGACUCCAAGCUUACUACUUUUACAAAGAUAAAAACGUCUACGAUGGUGACAAUUUGCGAGUGUUUCACACAGUCCCUUCAAAAAUUUCGCACAAGAUGGCCUUCAAACAAAACACAACAUGCCAGUUAAUUGAGAAGAACUACUGUUUCAAACGUCGCUUGGAGAAUCCUUUAAUCAGUUCGUACGUUAGGGAUUAUACAACACCGUUAAAGGCUUUUAACCCAUCGGUGGAUACAGUUGGUCUUUUGUCAGGCAAUUCAAAAGGAACAAGUACUUUGUUACUCAGCCUGAUGGGUGUGUUCUUCGGUUUGUGUGUUCUCGGCGUCUCGGUAGAGUUGUUCUUAUGGAAAUCUGCAAGGCGGUGCACUAAGCCUGUUCCCUUUCAGACUAAACGUGAAAGAACGCCGUCUGAUGUAAAUUCAUUUCACCUGAAUACGGUUUUAUUGCAACUUAGAGGCUUCGAGGAGAAUCUGGAAAAGCUUUCCAACCAAAUACAGACAAUGAAAGAAAAUCUGACAGGUGCAACAAGGAAGACGACCCAAGAAAACGUGAAGCUUACGGAAUUCAACUAAUUAUUACUUCAGUGUAGUCAAGGCUCGAUUAUCCUGACUGGUGGGGACUGGGCUAAGCAUUCCGGAAAAUAUGAAUAUUAAUGAUCCAAAAAUAAUUCUGAAUACGUAUAAUUUAAUUAAUAUGUUUGGCACAUACGGAUAUCGAUCAUACUUAAGUCUGCCGGUCGCGUGAUUCAUGCUAUGAUAUUUAAACCCUGACCUAAAUAAAGGAAGUAUUGUUUACCACUGGAUUUUAUAAAAAAAAAUCUUACACCUGACGCAAAAAGAAACUCAUGACAUGCGUAGCAGUCAAUAAAAUAAAAAGUUAAUUUUAUUUCAUUUUUAUCGAUCGACGAAAGGUUAACUGUCGAUAUACUGCCAUCCCAUCAUGCAAGGCCGACCGAAGUAGCAAUACCCCCAGCUGUUCCAUGUUACGAAAAGUUAUGUGAACGACUUUGGAUACAUGAAAAUCAUAUAUUUGAACUGUGGUUAAUAAAUGAAGACGAGAGUGAUCUUCGCUGUAAUAAUAAACACUACUUUAGUAGUAGUGAAAAUGAAGUCUGAAGUCUGGCUGACCUUUUCAGAUUUAUCUUCAUGACUGUUUAAUUAGUUUUCAUUACGGCGAAGAUCACUCGGAUCUUUUAAAAGCGAUAUACCUCACAGAAAUUAUGGGUGACGAUUAAAGACUUUUAUGGACUUGAAAAAUAACAAAAAUCAUAAUAAACAUGAACAGGUUUCUAUUUUAGAUACUAAUGCCAAUUGAGCAUAUAUCCUAAAGCUGAAAAAGUUCUCGCAAAUAAAGUAAUUGGUCCUGGUGUUUGUAAAAUACAUUCAGUUGACUCUGCUAGGAAUAAUUGUUGUAAAUAAGUAUGGCUUGAAGACAUUUGAUUGGUUUAUAUGAAGCCUUCUGAUAAAAUUAUGGAAAUUAAGUAGUAAACGAUAACGAUAUGAUUAUCACCAUACGUCAUUUGACAUAAACAGCUUACAUGGUUAAACAUUUGAAAAAGUUACAAUUUCGUGAAAGUAAGGUCAU